GCCCUUGAAACUUUGGCACACGUCAACUGUAUAACCCCAAGUGCCAGCGCUGUCGCGUAUGUCAACCUCACGGAGACGCGCACAUGCCGCUAUGAGUCAAGACACAAUACGAGGAAAUCCCCAAGGCCGAGAAAACGACGAGAGGCCCCUUUAAAUCGACGCUUCCUCGGUGUUGUGCCAGAAGAGAGAGAGCUCAGAUAAACAACAACACAGUUCUCAGAAGCCGCUUUUACCGGAUUCAGCUCAUAACUGCGGCGUCGGUGAAGAAGAGGCAGCGAGGACUUUCUCUCUGUUAUUUCCAACAUUUUGUCGUCUGUUGUCCAUACAUUCAUUGUUGAAUGCCAUUGCGGAAGUAAGAAGCUUUCCGACACGACACAAAGCUUGGACUGUACGGACAUCUAGCGGCCAAUUAGGAGAAGGCGCCCUGCAGAGAGAUGUACGGAGCUUCAGGUAUCCCCGAGCUCAUUCCGCCCAGCGGGCCGCCACGGCAGCCCGGCCCCGCGGGGCAGUACAACCCGGGACACCCCCAGGUCAACGGCCACGGCGGCGGGCCCAAUCCUCAGAGACUUGGACAGAGGGCACCCAAACUGGGUCAGAUUGGUCGGUCCAAGAAAGUGGACCUGGACGACGAAGACCUGGAUGACAUCAUGAACAACAACGGGCAGUGUCCUGUUUCCCUGUCGCCCAUUUCCUAAACUUCACCAUGAAGUGCCAAAAAAAAAAAAAGAAAAGAAAAGAAAGAAAUGAAAAGAAAAAAGAAAUCCCCCGGGACGCCAAACCUCCACGUCAGUGAUCUUGGCCUUGAUCCUGUCAAGUGUCCUAUUGAAGCAUCUGAUGGCUCAACAAGGCACAAAAAAACGGCUCAUUUAGCGCCCGCUGAAGCCUAGGCCCUGAUUGUAUAUAGUGUUUAUUUAACUUAACUUUGGUCAGACUGUGAAUGAAUUGUAUUGCAUCGCCCUCUACUCUAUACCUCGGUAGGUGGUAGACUAUCAGGACUUGAGAAGGGAUUUGGAGAACGUGUCUAUAUUUUUCAGAGCUUCUUAACAAGGGCUACAUUUCUAAAAGUUGCACUGAGCAGAUGUUUUAGGUGAAAGGCAGCCUCUCAGCUGCCUGCGCGCCGCCGAGGGUUACUGAUUGCCUGUGGGGUGUUUGUGGGAGAGAACACAAAGCCUGUUAAUGUGUAUCACACAGGUAAAAUAUUAAGCUUUGGUUGUGCAAUGACUAUCGUUCUCUACUCUCACACUGAUGCAAGUGGUGUACUAUUAUCCAGUGGAUGAAAGCUCGCUAUUUACUGAUUUAAAAAAAAAAAAAACAACUACUGCUAAUUAUUUAUUGUUUAAAACAAAAUGAGACACUUUGUUGUGUUGUUAUGGCUUCUUACAUGGUUUUUACUUGUUUCUGAAUGGAUAUUGCUUCCAUCAUCUAUAACUGAGAUUUAUUAUGUUUCCUAAUGGUGCACUUUUGUGGGAAUGCCUGUUAUGUGCAGUGACAUGUUGCAGAAUUCUAUGCAUGGAGUCUGUUAAAGCAUCAGAACACGUAACUGGUAUCCUGUUAUUAAGGGCUAUGUAGUAGUAUUUCAGACCACACCACCGUUGUUUUUUUGCUCUUUAGAUCAUGCGGAGUCGGCGCUUUUCUGAGCUCAUUGUUGGCUUGAGCUGCAGACUCAGCAGUAAAAUAUCAAAAACAACAACAACACAUUUGCGACGGAGGCUUUGUUUGUUUUGCAGAGGCAGGGUUUCCCAGUUGGCCACACAACUGUGAUAAAAGACAAGGACCUAAAGUUCUAAAUGUUUUGAAUAAGAAAAAAAAAAAUUGCCAAAUUAUUAUUUAAUGCUACAUCGGACUGAUCAUCAAAAUACACAGCAGUAAUACUGCUUCUUAAGCUACACCCAGGUGGCAUCAUAGUGUCUUUCAGGUUCAGGUUGACUGUUUAAAGAUAAUGUCAACCUUUCCUUUACAAUUACAGUAUGAGGUAAUGAAAACAAGCAGCCUAUGAUUGUGUCUUAUUGCUGAGACAAUCUUAACACUGAUGGAGUUUUUUUUUGUUUUGGGCGGGGUGGGGUUUAAAGACUGUGGUGGGCAUUGGGAUGACAUAAUGUCUAUAAAGGCUCAUGCUGAUGUCAUGUUACUUAGUUGGCUGUGAAAUUAGUUAUUAGUUCACUUUAGUUUUUUUUUGUUUUUGCGUCAUGGAAGCACUGCAUUUCACAGCUCCUUCUCUGACUCAGAGAUUGUUGUUUGGGUUGCGGUUGCCAUUUGCAUGGAAAUGGUCGACUUUUCAUAAUGCAUCUCGGGAAAUAAAAGACGAAUCUUUGUGGAAUCUGUGUGUUUUACGUUAAGUCAGUGUACUUUAACUCGCACGAUUUACAGUUUUUCCUCUGUUCCUCUGAUGCACUACUGGCAAAGGCAGUGAUCAAUACUUAAAAUGCAUUUUACGUGAGAAUGAUUUGUUUUUUAUAGUUCUUUUCACUUUUCACAAAACUUGUACACACAUAUGCAGAGGUACAUUUUUAAAAAAUGUAUUACCACUAUACAAUCACAUGUAGGGGGACGUAGUGGUUUGAUUGGAGAGUGAGUCUUUCAGCGUUGCAGUCAGGUCACGCUUGACCUUUGUUGAGAUCCAGUUUUUCCACAUAAAAGCUCAGAAACCUUGUUAAAAAUUAACAUUAAAUCUAUCACAUUUUAAAAUCCUGAAUGUAUGAACAUGUCUCCUGCUUGGCUGUGAAGUCUAUUUUUAAUGUACACGCACUGGAGACUUAAAAAGCUUCCGCAUAUAUAAAUAUACAGUAGUAUAGUAUAGUGGUGUGAAAACAACCCUAUAGUGUCGAACUCUGCACAUACUCUGAACUGUUUUAUCUGUUUUCAGUUUGUUUUUAUCAGUACUACCUAAGUGCAGGUGUAAAGCCAUGAUUUGAUGCCGUUUGGAGAAAGGAUUUUACAGUUCAGCUGUGGUUUUGUCGAUUGCAUGAAGAGUUUUGAGAUCUUUGGGAGCAUGUGCUGUUCUGCAAAUGGGAACACGUCACCUACGCUCAAAGCUGGACUUGUUUUUUUUCUAACAAUGGAGACAAUCUGUUGUACAGUGAGCCACAGAGACCAUCACACAAUCAAGUGUGAGAAAGAAAUUAUUCUUUUUUUAUUUUAUAAUACUGUUGGACAUGUUAAAAAUGUUCUUUCACUCAUUUGUACCUGCUAGAUGAGCCAAGAGUAUAAAAGUAUGACAUUAAAAAAAAAAAACAAAAAAGAAAAACAGCAGACACUGUUCGGA
This is a messenger RNA of Toxotes jaculatrix (banded archerfish), 3262 nucleotides long. RefSeq lists its product as uncharacterized. The coding region runs from base 435 to 695 and encodes 86 amino acids. Gene Ontology annotation, biological process: negative regulation of protein kinase activity. The record is from RefSeq and is a predicted model, not a curated record. The transcript has 3 exons. Gene Ontology annotation, molecular function: protein kinase binding; calcium-dependent protein kinase inhibitor activity. Lineage: Eukaryota; Metazoa; Chordata; Actinopteri; Toxotidae.